Messenger RNA from Triticum dicoccoides, 3196 nucleotides. Its product is annotated as putative disease resistance protein RGA4. The transcript has 2 exons. The record is from RefSeq and is a predicted model, not a curated record. Lineage: Eukaryota; Viridiplantae; Streptophyta; Magnoliopsida; Poales; Poaceae. Bases 386 to 3055 code for a protein of 889 amino acids. Gene Ontology annotation, molecular function: ADP binding.
CUUCUUCCCACGCAAAAAUCCCCUUCCAAGAAUCAGAAUCCCCUAGCCCGUGCUGCCGCCGGCCGCCGGGCAAAUCGGAGCACGGCGCCGCCAGUACGGAGCAAGCCUCUCCGACCUUUUCGACACCCGGACCUCACCUAGCCCCUGGAGCUUGUCGGCGAGCCGGGCGCUGGGCCAACCACAAGGCAGCGCCGCCGGGGACGGCGCGAGACGGCCGCCGGGCGCGGCGGGAGCCUCUCCGACCCCAUUUCCAGGAUCUCACCGUGGGGCGCACCAAGACCCAGGCGACCAAGAUAUGCAAUAGAGUAUUCCAGUGGAUCAGGGAUCGCACACCACCAUUUUUUUCUCCUCCACCUUGGACUGUAGUUGUGUGUUGCGAGCUCAGAUGGCAGAGCUGGUGGCCACCAUGGUGGUCGGGCCAUUGCUCUCAAUCGUGAAGGACAAGGUGUCCAGCUAUCUGCUUGACCAGUACAAGGUGAUGGAGGGCAUGGAGGAGCAGCACAGGGUGCUCAAGCGCAAGCUGCCGGCCAUCCUGGACGUCAUCGAUGACGCCGAGCAGACUGCAUCCCACAGAGCAGGGGCCAAGGCUUGGCUCGAGGAGGUCAAGAGGGUGGCCUACGAGGCUAACGGGGUCUUCGACGAGUUCAACUACGAGGCACUCCGCCGCGAGGCCAGGAAGAACGGGCACUAUGGCGAGCUUGGCUUCAAUGCAGUAAAGCUCCUCACCACCCACAAUCGUUUUUCGUUCCACGACAGGAUGGGGAAGAAGCUGUGCAGGAUUGUGCAGGCCAUCGAAGUCCUUGUGGCUGAGAUGAACACCUUUGGGUUUAAGUAUCAGCAGCAAGCACCAGAGUCCAUGCGGUGGAGGCAGAUGGACCAUGUUAUCUUUGAUCCAAAGAAAAUCAUCAGCAGAUCGAGAAGCCGAGAUACUAAGAAUAUUGUUGGUACACUACUUGGUCAAGCCAACAAUGCGGAUCUCUCAGUCGUUCGCAUCGUUGGAGUAGGGGGCCUAGGCAAGACCACCUUGGCGCAGCUAAUUUACAAUGAACCUGAAAUUCAGAAGCAUUUCGAGUUGCUGAUCUGGGUUUGUGUCUCUGACAGCUUUGAUGUGGAUUCCCUGGCUAAAAGAAUAGUUGCAUUUCAUCUAGAAAAAGAUGUAGUUGAAGCAGCAGCUUCCAAGAAAAGCCCACUGGAUAGUCUUCAAGACGUACUAAGCGGACAUAGGUACCUCCUUGUAUUGGAUGACAUCUGGAACCGAGAAAGUGAUAAGUGGGAAAAGCUCAAGGACCGCCUUACACAUGGUGCCAACGGCAGUGUGGUUCUGACAACUACUCGUGAUGAAGGAGUCGCAAAAAUAAUGGGUACAGUUAAACCCUAUAAUCUCGCAGCUUUGGAGGAUAACUUCAUAAAGGAAAUUAUCGAGACAAGAGCAUUCAGUUUGCAGAAGGAAGAAGAAAGGCCUGCUGUGCUAGUUAAUAUGGUUGAUGAGAUCGUGAAGAGAUGUCGUGGCUCUCCUUUGGCUGCAACAGCACUGGGCUCUGUGCUGCGUACAAAGACCAGUGAAGAAGAAUGGAAGGCUAUAUCAAGCAGAAGCAACAUUUGCACCGAGGAGUCUGGAAUUUUACCAAUACUCAAGCUCAGCUACAAUGAGUUGUCAUCGCAGAUGAAGCAGUGCUUUGCUUUCUGUGCUGUUUUCCCCAAGGAUUACGAGAUUGAUGUGGAUAAACUGAUCCAACUAUGGAUCGCACAUGGCUUCAUCCAGGACAACAAAGAAGUUAGUCCUGAAACCAUUGGCAAACGGAUUUUCAGCAAGCUGGCCUCAAGUUCAUUCUUUGUGGAUGUGAAGCAAGGAAAAGCCACAUCCUAUGAACGCAUGGUGGGGGGUAGUUAUUACAAACGUACAUGUAAAAUCCAUGAUCUUAUGCAUGAUGGUGCGCUGUCUACAAUGGAGAAUGAAUGUGGUUUUGCACCCGAGGAACCAAAUCGGAUUGAGUGGCUUCCAGAUACAGCUCGCCACUUACUUUUGUCUUGUGAAAAACCAGAAAUUGUUUUGAAUGAUUCUCUGGCAAGAAAAUCUCCAGCUAUUCAGACACUUCUGUGUGAUAGUUAUAUGGAACACCCACUGCAGCAUUUAUCAAAAUAUAGCACCUUGAAGGCACUACAGCUCCAUACGCAGAGAAGUCCAUUCCCCUUAAAAUCAAAGCAUCUUCAUCACCUAAGGUACCUUGAUCUCUCAAGAAGUGAUUUUGAAGCACUUCCUGAAGAUAUAAGCAUUCUAUAUAACCUGCAAACAUUGAAAAUCUCUGGCUGUCAAGAACUGUGUCGGCUUCCAAGACAAAUGAAGUAUAUGACUGCCCUCCGUCACCUCUACAGUCAUGAUUGUCCAAAGAUGAGCAGCAUGCCUGGUGACCUCCGGAAACUCAUGUCCCUUCAGACGCUUACGUGUUUUGUAGCAGGCCGUACUAGCUCUGAGUGCAGCAAUGUUGGAGAGUUGCAGCAUUUAAAUCUUGGUGGUCAGCUAGAGCUAAAUCAGCUAGAGAAUGUGACAGAAGAAGAUGCAAAAGCAGCAAAUCUCGGAAAGAAGAAGGAACUCCGAGAACUGACAUUAAAAUGGACUAUUGGUUCUAGGGAUGAUGCAAGGGUGCUUGAGUGUGUCAAGCCUCAUGGUGGCCUGCAGUCUCUAAGGAUAGAAUCCUAUGGAGGCACCACAUUUCCAACAUGGAUAGCUAUGUCGCUAAACAUGGUUGAAAUCCAUCUUUCCUACUGUAAAAACCUACAAUGGCUAUUCAGUUCUGGCACUACCGGAAACUGGCCCUACCCCGACGGCCAAAUCAAUGCCGACGGCUGCCGUCGGCUUACUUUGCGCUAUGCCGACAGCCACGUCUUGGCCGUCGGCGUACCUUGGCCGUCGGGCUACCACGAGCUAAGCCGACGGCACCCGUCGGCAUACAUAUGUCGUCGGCCCAGCUGCGAACAUGGCGACAGCAGCCGUCGGCAUAACCAGGCCGUUGGCAUACCCGUGGGCCCGGCGACCCCGCCCGUGACCAGCGGCUAACGUCGUCAAAUCUAUGCCGACGGCCUGGACGGCCGGCCGUCGGCAUAUAUCGUCAUGCCACGUCACAGAUCCGCGGCGCACCGUUCAUGAGCUAAGCCGACGGCUGCCGUCGGCAUACAUGCCACGUCAGCGAUCCGCGGC